AUGACUCCGUUUGAAGCUCUCUACGGGAGGAAGUGUCGAACGCCACUAUGUUGGUUCCAGGAAGGAGAGAAGGUGAAGUUGAUCCAAGAGAGGUUGAAGACGUCAAGGAGCCGACAAAAGUCGUAUGCAGACAAGAGGAGAAGGCCCUUGGAAUUCACUGCAGGAGAGCACGUCUUCCUUAGACUAAAUCCAACCACUGGAGUGGGCAGAGCCGUUCAUCCCAAGAAGUUGUCUCCCAAGUUCGUUGGGCCUUAUCAAAUUCUAAGAAGAAUUGGACCAGUGGCGUAUGAGUUAUCCUUACCUCCUCAACUGUCCAAUCUUCAUCCAGUCUUCCACGUUUCUCAACUCCGGAAGUAUAUAGCCGACCCUUCUCAUAUAGUGGAGUUAGAGAACGUCCAUCUUCGUCAAGACCGAACGCUGGAGAUGCAACCUGUUCGUGUUGAAGACAGUCGCACGAAGUACUACAAGAGGAAAGCCAUCCGACUAGUAAAAGUGGUCUGGGAUGAGAAGACUGGCGACUCUACAUGGGAAGUGGAGGAUACUUUGAGGGACUUGUAUCCCUACCUAUUUUUGGGUAAGAUUUAA
This is a messenger RNA of Vigna angularis (adzuki bean), 585 nucleotides long. RefSeq lists its product as uncharacterized. The record is from RefSeq and is a predicted model, not a curated record. The coding region runs from base 1 to 585 and encodes 194 amino acids. The transcript is spliced from 2 exons. NCBI's taxonomy places the organism in Eukaryota, Viridiplantae, Streptophyta, Magnoliopsida, Fabales, Fabaceae.